Molecule: messenger RNA, 925 nt
Organism: Capsella rubella
Lineage: Eukaryota; Viridiplantae; Streptophyta; Magnoliopsida; Brassicales; Brassicaceae
Product: G patch domain-containing protein 8
Exons: 8
Coding region: 191-802 (203 amino acids)
Molecular function (GO): nucleic acid binding
Source: RefSeq, a predicted model, not a curated record
UUAUAAUUUUCUGAGUUUCCAAUUGCCUCAAGCCGGCGAUUAGCAGAGAGGCGGUGGUCCGUUCGAGAGAGAGGCCCAAUUUUGAUCAGCUCUUCUCGGCGAUUUCUAGGAUUUCCCGGUCUCGUUCUGCUUGAGAUUCACGUUGUUGGUUUGGAUUUGUUAUGGGAGAUUCCUCGGUUUCAACAAGUUCAUGGGGUGCCAAUAUUGGGUUUCAGGUAAUGGUGCAAUUGGGUUAUUGCAGCUCCUAAAGAAACACGGUUGGCAGGAAGGUACUGGUCUGGGAAUUGCUGAACAGGGGAUACUGAUGCCUAUAGACACGGAGGUGAAACAUAACAAACUUGGACUGGGAGCAGAGAAACUAAAGAUAAAAUGGAGGAAGAGAACAAUGAAGUCUCAGGCAACCGUUUCUCAAAACAGUGACGAGGUGUCGAACGUUAUGGGUGAGCCCUCCGGAUCAAGCAGUUCAUCAGCUGCUAUCAAUUCUUCAAACAUUGGGUUUCAGCUACUAAAGAAGCAUGGCUGGAAGGAAGGCACUGGUCUUGGAAUCGCUGAACAGGGUAGACUGGUGCCUGUACAAGCAGAGCCAAAAUAUAACAAAAGAGGACUGGGAGCUAAACAACCUGGGAAGAGAAAAGCAGCACAGGCUACAGCUUCUGGACACAGAGAAAAGGAUGAAGAAGUCUCAAAGGCCAGCAAGAAACUUUCUAAGAAAAUGCGAAAGAUGAUGGAGCACGAAAAACAGUUACAGGAAAAAGAAUUUGAACGAGCCUUCUAUAGAGAGUUCUGGCCUGAUAAUGUAUAAACUAGGUUUUCUCAUUGACUUGGAUGUUCCAAAAGCUUUCUGUAUUUACUGCAAAAUUAGAAUAACUCUGUUUCCUUUUGCCUUGAUCAAUGAAGAGAAAUAGUUAUAGAAUCAUUUGUUCAA